Messenger RNA from Podarcis lilfordi (Lilford's wall lizard), 7961 nucleotides. The record is from the annotation of a GenBank genome assembly. Lineage: Eukaryota; Metazoa; Chordata; Lepidosauria; Squamata; Lacertidae.
UGUGCCUUGCAAGGCUGACAGUCCAGGUUCUUCUCAUAAUGCAUCUGGGGGGUGCAUCCGAUUCUUGGCAAUAAUUGAUGUACAGGACUCGAAAAUGGGUCGAUACGUGUGUGUUGUGGGAAGGACGGCAAAGCAGAUCCUUGUGUCCUAUAGCAUUUUAGGGGUUAAGCCUAGAAUAGAUUUGAUUGAGUGGAAAGUGGUGGGGAGAAGUGGAGAACUGACGUCAAAGAUCAAGGCUGGGCCGGGCUGAGCCUUCAUCAGAAAGGUGCUACUAAUACGCAGGACAGAAGAAGAUACGGUUGUAGAGGAGAGCCGACGGGAAGCAGCCGCAAACUCGGCCAGAGGGCGCUACAGCCCCGACAAGUUGCAAAUGCGACGAGGCUUUGCUGCCGUCUAGCAAAGUGAAGCCCAACCUGUGCAGGUGCCUUCAAGCCCACCCAAAAAAAAAAGUAGCUACAGUUUCAGGAGGCCUGAGACAGCGAGCAAGAGGUUCUUCAUGUUGCCCUUGCCCUCCAAGCGGCAGCGAAAAGCUAAGUCUGCCCGCCCCGACAAUUCUUCAGAGCGCCCCGGACAUGAGGGCGAGGGCGGCUGCGGCACUUUCAGCACCGGCUCGCGGCGCCUGCUGAGCCAGCGCCUGCCCAAGUGCGCGCGCUGCAGGAACCACGGCGUGGUGUCCAGCCUCAAGGGCCACAAGCGGCUGUGCCGCUGGCGGGAGUGCGCGUGCGCCGCGUGCUUGCUGGUGCUCGAGAGGCAGCGCGUGACGGCCGCGCAGGUGGCGCUGAGGAGGCACCAAGACCAGGUGGCCGGCCAGGUGAGUGGGCGCGCGCGCCUUGCGCGGGGAAAAAACCCAGCAGGGGCGGGAAACACGACGCUGGCGGCAGAAGAGGGCCAGCAGGGCUCCUCCUCGGGCCCCUUUCUCCUUGCUGACGGCUCUGGAGUCCUUAAGAGGCCAUAAAACAACAAUAAUAAUAACGGUGAGGAUGAUGGUGACAGUUAAUAAUAAUUUUAGUGUUUAUACCCCGCCCAUCUGGCUGGGUUUCCCCAGCCACUCUGGGCGGCUUCCAACAAAAUAUAAAAAUAAUAAUAAACUGUCAGACAUUUAAAACUUACCUGAACAACUUGCUUCAGCACUGAGUUGUAUUAAUUUUGGUGGUGGAGCAGCAGAACGGUUAGUAAUGGCUAAAGAAAUCCUCUCAGGCGGCGGUGGCGGGUGGGGAAAUGGCGGAAACGCCUCAGGGCAUGUGAUGUGGGGGCCCCUCAGAGGGCCACACUUGCCAGUAUAGGCAACUAUGGAAUAGUCGCUGUUUAAACCAAGAACGUACUAGUCCCUGUAUAAGCAGGAUCCCCGCCAGAGGCAUUGCCUUUAUUCGUUGCAAUGCAGGAGCAUCUUCAGCUGUGAAGUUUUUUCCCCUGUAGCAAAGCACAAAGCUUCAGCUGCUGAAUUUGCUCCUGUAAGUUCAGCUGGCUUUAGUUUUAGCUUCAUUGGUGCGUGCUCUGGGCAGUGGGAUGGGCUUUUUGCUUAGCUUCUGGGCCUGUGCAAGCUUUAUAGGGCAGUAAGCUUUUCCAGAACAAAAAAUAAAACAUCUGCAUCAGGAAGACCUUUCUGGUGGUAAGUGGUGUUUGACAUUGGAAUGGACUCCUUGGGAAGGUGGUGGACUCCUCUCCUUUGGAGGUUUUGAGGCAGAGGUUGGAUGGUCAACUGUCAUGGAUGCUUUGGUUGCAAUUACUGCAUUGCAUGGGUUUGGACUAGAUGACCCUUGAGGUCCCUUCCAACUCUACGGUUCUAUGAUUCUAAGUGACACAAGAACAAACGGGGAGGAUGUGGAGCUGAGGAAUAAUGUAAAGAAAGUAACCUUAAAACUGCCCUCUCCUGAAGCACCUUUUCCUGAGAAAGUCACUGGAAUCUGGUUCUGCGUUUCAGCUAAAAACAAGUCCCAGUCUUUAGUGAGCUUUGCCUCAUGUAGAUCGAAGUUGAGUAACUUUAACUUUUAAAUGGGAUGGAUUCAGUGUAAAUAGUUUAAGCUUCUUAAAUUACCGUAAUUUGGGUGCUAGUGGAGCUGUCUGGGCCUGGCACUGUAAUUGGUUUACUGCUAUUGAAGACAAGUUCCCUUUCUUUGAGCUCAUGUUAUAUGUUGUAUGUAUUUAAAACAGCAAUAAUAAACCCCAAUGUAAACUAUAUAAUUGUAAUGCAUCCUGGGGGAAAGUUGUCUUUUGAUCAUAAUGCAACUUUUCUUAUUUGCUUCCAAAUAGCUUGAAUGUUUUCAGUAUUAUCUUAGCAGGCAAGCACGGACAUUGUUAGUAAGCAAAAAUAGCUAUGGUGUUGCUGAAUGUCCUCUUCUUUUUGUCAUUGCAUAGGUUAAGAAAGGAAUGAGGAGCAGUGAAUAUUCAGUUUCUGGCCACAGAUUAAACUUCCAUUGCAAGACCAAGCAGACUGCCAGGUUGUUGGCUAGACACUCACCGGAAGGUAUGUGCCGGCAUGUAGGAAAUACACUUGAAGCAAAUCUAGUAGGUUCUUCCCUUUUAAUGUAUUCCAUUAUAAAAUGUGGUAUUGAUAUAGGACAAUAAGUUGUUAUAGCUGUGAAAUGAAUGUUUAUUUUAUAUUCCUGACACAUUCCAUAAAUAAGUAUCUACUUAUGAAGACCUCUUUAGGCAUGACUCUCCAAACCCUUAAAAAACAUCAAAAGAUUGUGUAAUAAUGGCAUUUCUAGUCAAGGACUCUGGUUGACAUUACAUUUCAUGAGUGAAUACUGGAUGCCUUCCAGAGAAGCUAAGUAUACCUAAGUGCCACUGAUUUGAGUAUGAACUGAGUGUUCUUGAUUUUAUUGGUGUCAGUUGUAUUUAAGCACAAAGGCUGCUUCAUAUGUCUUAAUUACAUAUGAUAUUACCUACACUGGUGUAGUUAGCUGUUAGCUGUUGUAUGUGACAAGCGUAUGGGUGCACUUUCACUAUGCUACACUUUCAACUAUACAACGUGUACAAACAGUUAAUGACUGGCACAUGCAACUAUUACCUGUGAUGUGACAACUUACACACAGGUUUCUUAGUAAUACCGUUUUUACCGCGUGAAAUGCUUUCUGUAAAGGAAAUGUGUAAUGUUUGAAAGCACCUAAUGCCAGGCUUUGCACAAUAACUGUCCUUUUCCUUUGGAUCUUGUUGUAGCAAAUAGUCCACCCUCCCAGGAAACAGAGCAUUGCCUUUCUAGCCUCAGUGAGAGAAUGAGGAAAAGAAGGGCAUUUGCAGACAAGGAGUUGGAAUCAAUAAUGCUGGAAAGGGAACUUCGACAAAGAACCUUUGACAGAUUUGCUGCCCAUCAGAGAAGACAGCUGCUGAGCAGAGAGCACUUACCAGCCCUUGAGGAAAACAUAUUCCAAAGUGGACAUGAUUACCUUAAUUACUUGACAUGCAUUAACACUGGUAUGUUGAAUAUUUGUUUUCCUUUGCUGCAUUCAAAUACCAAGGUUCUAGACUAUGGACCUUGCAUUUAUAAAAUCACAGACACUUCUCCUUUGAAUGUAGCUUUUAUCACAGCAAGCCAAACUGAAGGUGGCACUUCACAGAAACGUACCUGUGAGGAGAACAUGAAUAAAUACCUAAAUGUAUACAGAGAAAAUAAUUGUGACUGGAAGGAGCAAGCUCUGUCCAGUGUCUUUUCCAGAGAUCUUCUCUUACUUGAGAAUAAUUGGAGCCCCAAAAUAAUAAAACUCCAAGAAAAUAAAGAAUUAAGAGACGUGGCAGCCAGAUAUUGUAUUUUGUGCAAUCAUCAUGCAAAACAAGAAAAUCACAAUGUUAAUGAUACAGGUCUUGAAGUCAAGGAGGAUGUAAGGCAUUUAUCUCAAGAGUGUUGCUCAGAAAUAAACAAGCAGAUACUGUCUUUUUCAGUAGAAUCUUUAUUAAAAGUUUAAAUAUUUAAGUAGCUUGGAUGGCCAGUAUUCUUAUGAAAUAUUAAUAAGGAAGUCUCUCUACUAAAUAAAUAUUCAUAUUGUAUGUAUAAUUGUAACUCUUCUGCUAGUAGUUAACAUCAUUGACUCCUGUUCCAUUUCUGAUGUAGGGGGAAAACGUUCUACUUUGUUGUGAUACAUUGGAACUAGAUCAGUGUGUUCUGGUAAGAGUGAGGAUUUGCAUCUUUAUUUUCAUCAAUGUUUAUGUUUGUAAAUGUGUUCGACUGGGCUUUUUUCAUCCAUCUUGUUUUGCUUAUAAGUAAAACAUUAUUUGCUUGUAUGAAGCUGCAAAAUAUUACCAGGCAUAUGGCUUCCAGUAUAUUAUAAAAUACAGUGUAACUAUUUGCAGAGGAAAAACCAGGUGAAAAAAUAUUACAACAUAGCAUAAUGUCAUAAAAUGGCAUAACAUAACUUUUUGUUUUGAUCAAAUUACUGGAAGUAACUGUGAUACAAAUCACCAAUUUUUGUGCCUAAAGUCCCUGCAAGUCCCUGCAACUGCAGCUUCUUUCAAACAGGAUCUGAAAAUCUAGUUGAAUAUCCUUUGCUGAAACAGGGUAAUUGGUAACCAGCAUUGCCAUUUGAUUAGCCAUAUCAUUCGGAUUAUGAUAUGCUCCAAGCAGAGAGGCUACCACUGCUAUAAAAAAGAAAAACAUGCACCCAAACUGACAAAAAAAUAAUCUGGGACGAGGAUGGGUCACCACCACCACUGUCAUGGAGAAGAGGGUCAGCAGAAACAGAAGGGGAAAUUAAAGAACUGGGGUGUGUGCAGUGUGAUCUGUCCUGUACCUUUUAAGGGUGGCCAUGCCCACUGUUGUUUCUGGUCAAGAAGGUUUUACAGAUUUUGUACUGUUUUGAAAACCUACAGAAUCUGUUUAUCAGAAGUGGUGGUAGAAUAAGUGCACAUGCUAUGAGCAGCUGCCCUCCUUUCAAGCUUAUUCAAUUCUGAGGAUGCAAUCCCAAGCACACUUACUAGGGAGUUGGAUUCAUGAGCAAAUUGGAGAAUACAGCCAAGCAGACAUGCAAAGAUAGGAUUUGUGCUGUGAAAAUCCUCUUAUCCACCUCCACACAAAAUAGUAUGUGUAUGGAAUUGAACUUUACUGCUUUUCACUGGAAAUAUAUUGGACACUACUACUAAGGGCACAAGCCUAGACAGUGUGUCUGGAAGUCCUGGGCUGCCCAGGCGACAGGCAUUCCGUACUACUUUGAUGAUAGAUUCUUGGCACCCUUAUUACAAAUAAUGAAAUAGUGCAAUACACUUCAAUUCUGCUAUCUAAAACAAUAGGCAAGAAAAGUUAAAGUUCUCAAGAUACACAUUACAGUUCUCAAGAUACGCAUUACCUUUCCUACAAAAUAUAAAUAUUGCUGGAGCCAGUAUUUCAUUCUAUACACAAAAGAAAUUAAAGCACUAGUUGCCAAUUAAUUUAAAUACUAAGGAAACACAUAUUUCAAGCUUUGGGGGGCCAGUUUAACAUCUCUAGGUCUUGCUUUUAGUCCCAAAUAAUAUGCCCCAAAUAAUAAUUUGCCUUAAUGAAGCAAGUGUAUGUUCUUUUCUUUAAAUUUCCUUUAAAGAUAGUAUAUUGGUUCAUUUAUAGCGUAUAGAUUUUCCCAGCUCUUGGUCUCCAUUGAGCUCUUGCCUGAAGGAGAGCUUUGUAAAUCAUGGAAACACUCAUAGCAACUGAAAUGGUUAAAGUUACUGUAUUUCCCUACAUAUUGAGUCAUACCACAGAAUUAAUUUGCCCAACAAGAAUUCACGCAGCUAGCUUAUAUAAACACAGGUUUUGUUUUUAAAAGAUUGGGUUGCUUCAUUUGUGAAAAGGUCCAAAUGCUCUCAGCUACCAAGACAAGUUAUUCUCUGCACAUUGCAGUCAGGCUCUUUUUACAGGAAAUGACCAAAGUCUGCUCUUUCCACUUUCCUUUGCUUCCUGCAGGCUUCAUGAUAUGCCUCUUAUGGGCUGCCCUCUGCCAGUGAAGAAACAGUAGGGAAUGACUGAGAUGAUUGGCUUAUUUUUGUUGCCUCUUGCUCCUUCACAACCUGAAACUAAGUAAAGCCGCAAUAAGGAAGGGCUUUUAAUUGACCCAAGCAUUAUUUUGAUGGAGGGCUAUCCCACAGUAGUCCAUAAAGAUUUUAUUCUUUAAAAAUUACUCCCAUUCAGUGAUUUGGGUCUUCCAGUAAAUUGGGUCAGCACACACUGGAAAAUUUUCUGAUAUAAGUAAGGAACAAGAGAGUGUAGACACUUAGGUACAGCUUGUGUCACUCGAGGUGUGAGUUGCUUCCAUGGAAUAGCAUGCUUAAGGUGAUGCACCACACGCAACUCUACUUGGAAUAUUAAUAGUUUGACUUCACUUAUCUAUGCUCUGGACUGGUAACAUUCAGGUUAGAUUACCUGUAAUUCGGUAAUCAGCUACUGUGUGUUGCUGGUUCUCUGAUUGGGAAUUUGAUAUAUAGUUUGUUCUGGAUAGGUUCGUUCUCCUCUUGAAAGAGUGAGCUCAUGGUCUUGGGGCUCUCCUUGACCCAGUGCUGUCCUUGAUGGUCCUGGUGGCAAGGAGUUCCUAUUACUAGUUUGUCAGUGAUGGCCUUUCCUGGUUAGGUAGCCUUGCCAUAGCAACACAUGUUAUGGUAACUUCCCAGUUGAAUUAUUGUAAAGUGCUUUUUGGGCUUUGUGUUGUUUAAAAACUGUAGCUGAUGUAAUUCUGAGGAUGUUGAGAAGUACUGGCGGUUGAAACCACAUAACAACAUUUGUCCUGCAGAACCUGCAGCACUCAAUACAAUGUGUUAAUGUUGAUGUAUAAAAAAUGAUCAGACCUAAAUACCUCUCUCUAUACAAGUCUGCCUGUAGAGUGAUGCGAGAAAAGGCCACCUCUGUGGUGGCCCCUUCUCUUUGGAAUGCUUUCCCUGUUGAAGAUUACCUGGUGCCGACACUGUUAGCUUUUUAGUGCUAGUUAAGGAGGCACCUCUUUGCCUAGGCUUAUUGAAGAGAUUGAAGCAAUAUAGUCAGUUUUUGAGCUGGGCUAUUGUGAAAUGUUUUGGGAUUUUUAUCUAACAUUUUGUCAAUGCGUUAUGAUAAUGGUUGGCUUGUUAGUGUUGGCCUGCUGUGGUUUAUGUAGUUAUAUGUUGUAACCUGCUUUGGGAUCAUUUACAAUGAAGAGCAGGCUUAGGAACUGAAUAAUAAAUGAAUGGAUGUGUGGUAUAUGGGACUGCAUUUGAAGACAGAUUGGAAACCUCCGUUGGUUUAGAAUAUAGUUAAAAGAACUGCUAACUACGAAUGAACAUUACAGUUGCACUGGCUCAGUGUCUAUUUAUGAGUCAAAUUCAAAGUGAUGGCAUAUACCCCAGCCCCAAGAUGUGAAGGGAUUUCAAAGGAGCUGAAGAUUUACAUAUAAACAAAUGAACUAGGCUUCAUGUUUUCAGCUCUUCUGUAGGUGUCUUGUUAGAGAUGUCCCUCCCCUGUAAUUUGCAUUAUUGUGGUGCCUGAUGAAGACCCCUUCCCCAAAAAUUCUCUAGAAUUUAAAAUUUAUUACCUCUGCUGCUGGUUUUUAUCCAGUUUUUGCUAUUGCAAGUUUUAGCUUUUGUAUUUGAAUAUAUUAUUGUGUAAGUCACAUAUUUUAGAAGGGCAGGGUAGUAGUCCAAUAAAUAAAUAAAGCCACUCUAGCUUCUCAUACUUUAUCACACUACUUGUGUCUUUAUGCUUUGCUUCACAACCCCUGGGUUAGAAACUUGAUCUUGUAAUGUAAACAAUAAAACCUGACUUUCUCUGAAUUUUACAUAAGCCACUAGAUUUUGUGUUGUGCUGUAUAAAUACAGCUUGCUUGACCACCUGAUAUAAAAUGUGCAUUUGAGAAAUAUCCUAUUGGUGCGUUGUAACUUACCCAGCAGCAGUUAAUUACUCAGAGGCAAACGCUUUAGCUAGUGUGUACUCUCCCAAGUCUUGCUGUUUUGAUUUGAACAAUGAAAUGGCCAAAGGGCCAACAGUGUUUCUUUUGUUAGGAUAAUAUCAGCUUCACAUGUCAAUAUUUCUCUUCCCC